This is a messenger RNA of Solea senegalensis (Senegalese sole), 2909 nucleotides long. RefSeq names its product LIM homeobox 9 (gene lhx9). Gene Ontology annotation, molecular function: DNA-binding transcription factor activity, RNA polymerase II-specific; RNA polymerase II transcription regulatory region sequence-specific DNA binding. Gene Ontology annotation, cellular component: nucleus. The record is from RefSeq and is a predicted model, not a curated record. The coding region runs from base 683 to 1882 and encodes 399 amino acids. Gene Ontology annotation, biological process: regulation of transcription by RNA polymerase II; neuron differentiation. NCBI's taxonomy places the organism in Eukaryota, Metazoa, Chordata, Actinopteri, Pleuronectiformes, Soleidae. The transcript has 5 exons.
AGAGGAGGGGGAGAGUGAGACGGAAAGGGAGAGAGAGAGAGGGGGAACUCCUCCUACCAAAUUAUUCAGACUGGGCAGGCUCUGCUCCCUUCACAAAUAGGACACGGUUCUCAAAUGCAGGCAGUCCCAGUCUGACCUCCAAACACCGAGGAAGCCCAAACUGGGAAAACCGGGAUAAAGAGAGAGAAAGAGAGAGAGAGCAUCAGAAACAACAACAACAAGAGAAAAACUCUGUGUCAUUAUUUUUGGCGUGUGUUCACAUUGUGGCCCCCUCCCCUCCUCCCUCCUCCUCCCUCCCCACCACUGACUCCACUUCCACACCGGUUUUGUCGCCUGAUUUGGACUAUAUUCUUUUUUUUUCUUCUACUUCUUCUUCUUCUUCUCUUUCUGGAGGAAGAGGAGGAGAGGCAUUGACGCGAAGAAGGGGCAAAAAAGCUGGUGCGAGCUGCACACAUCACCCCCAACAACAACAACUCCUGUCCCACCCAUGUUGUAGCUUCUUCGUGUUUCUUCUGCUUGCACUGUGGAGAGGAGGUGAUUUUUUUUUUUUGGAUUUUUUUUAAAACAAUCUCCUGGGCUGCUGUGUGUGUGUGUGUGGUUGUGUGUGCGCGCGUGUGUGUGUGUCUCAGAGCCACUGUGGACGCGCAGUGAGCGCGCGGCGCAGCGCUGCAUUCUACAGUAUAUGGAAGUUGUGGGCUGCAAGACAGAGGCAGGCAGUUGCACGUUGCGUCCAGGACCGGGAGCCAUGCUUUUCCACGGGAUCUCCGGGGAUCACAUCCAAGGCAUCAUGGAGGAGAUGGAGAGACGCUCGAAGAGCGAGUCUCGUCUGGCGAAGGGACUGCAGCUCAACGGGAGGGAGUCGACGAUGCCUUCAAUGAGUCCGGAGAAACCGGCUCUGUGCGCCGGCUGUGGUGGGAAGAUCUCGGACAGAUAUUACCUACUAGCCGUGGACAAACAGUGGCACCUGCGCUGCCUCAAAUGCUGUGAAUGUAAACUGGCGCUGGAGUCCGAGCUCACGUGUUUUGCCAAGGACGGAAGUAUCUACUGCAAAGAGGAUUAUUACAGGUUCUCCGUGCAGAGGUGCGCGCGCUGCCACCUCGGGAUUUCGGCCUCGGAGAUGGUGAUGCGAGCGCGCGACUCCGUGUACCACCUGAGCUGCUUCACGUGCACCACCUGCAACAAGACGCUGACCACGGGGGACCACUUCGGCAUGAAGGACAGCCUCGUGUACUGUCGCCUCCACUUCGAGACGCUCGUGCAGGGACCAGAGUAUCAUCCCCAGCUCAACUUCGCCGAGCUCGCGGCCAAAGGCGGCGGCGGCCUCGCGCUGCCGUACUUCAACGGCACCGGCACCGCGCAGAAGGGAAGGCCGCGCAAGAGGAAGAGCCCGGCCAUGGGCAUAGACAUCCCGAGCUACAACACAGGCUGUAACGAGAACGACACGGAUCACCUGGACCGGGACCAGCAGUCGUACGCUCCGACACAGAAGACCAAACGCAUGCGGACCUCCUUCAAACACCAUCAGCUGCGGACAAUGAAAUCCUACUUUGCCAUCAACCACAACCCAGAUGCCAAGGACUUAAAGCAGCUGGCGCAGAAAACGGGCCUCACUAAGAGAGUUCUACAGGUUUGGUUCCAAAACGCAAGAGCCAAAUUCAGAAGGAACGUUUUGCGACAGGAGAAUGGAGGUGUUGAUAAGGCUGAUGGCACCUCACUCCCUCCGCCCUCGUCCGACAGUGGGGCCCUGACCCCCCCCUCCAGCGCAGCCACACUAACAGACCUGACAAACCCCUCUAUCACUGUAGUGACCUCCGUCACCUCUAGUUUGGACAGCCAUGAUUCGGGGAGCCCUUCACAAACUACCUUGACAAACCUUUUCUAACAAUCUAUCUCUAGAUUGAUUCUAGACUGAUUUUUUUUUGCCCUGGUUUUUUUUUUUUAUUUCUUUGCUUCUUUAUAAUUUUAUUUUGUCAUUUUAUUUUUUAAGUGACACCUUUAAAAAAAACAAAACAACCAGAGACAGCUCCUUGGAACAGAAAUUGCUGUACUGUGUACACACACACACAUACACACACAAACAGAAAUACAACAAGAGCAAGAGCAGCAGCGGUGGCCACAUUAAAACACAAGGAAGUCAUGUGUAGCGUUUGGAAAACGGCACGGCAGACUUAAAGUAUGAGGAAAUUUGGACAUUCUUUUGAAGAUGGAGGCACUCGAUUAAUUUGACGUGUAUUUCACAGUUCAUUGGAGGGGGGGAGAAACUAAACUUGAAGCUUGUCUGGGGGGAAAAUAGUUUAACUUGAUUUGUACAUUUGUAUUUGAAUUUUAAAAAAAGAACUAGCCCUUUCUAAUUUAUGCUUAAUCAGUAAUAAUCUGAAUAUCUUGCCCUCAGAAACCUGUAUAUGUAUGCACUGUGUUCGCAAAAACGUCCAAUUUUAAAGAUCUGUUCUUUCUGUUUUGGAAUAAUUUGGGAAAUAAACUUGUAGAAUGUUCUGUAUGAUGGAUAAAACUCCAGAAAACAGGCUUUAAUUAUCUACCGAAUGUGCGGUCUUUGAGGCAGAAUGGAGGAUGGGACGGAAUCAGACACUGGGUUAUUAUUUUCACAUGCAGAGGGGCUACAUGUAGAGCGUCACGCUAAAAAAGCCACACACACACACACACACAAACACACAUUUCCAGUCCCAUAAUCUGUACAGUGGUAACUGUCCAACGUGUAACGCAGUCACAGUGAAAGGAUUUAGAUUUGGAGAGAGUAGCAGUUACUGGGCGCUGUAACGCGGAUAAACAUAUCCACAGAACCACAGCUAGACUCCGUUGCACAGUGACAAUAACCUGCCCAGUGAAAAGUGCAUUAUUGUUUUUAUCAUGUUGCUCAGGGUAACAAUGUGAUUUGGUUUAGUUUUUUUAAA